GCCGCCUUGCCUUAUCAUUGAAAACACAGAGGGGCGAGUGAACGGGUUUGGAAGUAAAUCUGCGCAAAAUGGCCCGAAUGAUGAUAGCAACGUAUGUGAUGUUUAUUGCUUAUUUACAUUCCUCUUUAUCCGACGAUGGACAUGAAAUGGAAGAGUUUUUAAAGAGAGAAUAUUCAUUAACGAAACCUUACCAAGCUAUCGGUGUCUCUGGCUCUUCUCACUGGGAGCUGAUGGGUGAUGCCAUGGUAACCACUGAUCAGGUGCGCCUAACUCCCGACAUGCAAAGCAAACAGGGGGCAGUGUGGAGCCGUAUGCCAUGCCACCUGAAAGACUGGGAGCUGCAGGUGCACUUUAAAAUCCAUGGUCAAGGGAAGAAGAACCUGAAUGGCGAUGGCCUGGCGGUGUGGUACACAAAAGAACGCAUGCAGAAAGGUCCAGUGUUUGGAAAUAAGGAUUUCUUCACUGGGUUGGGCGUGUUUGUAGAUACUUACCCUAAUGAGGAAAAGCAUAUAGAGGCCCAGAAGAAAAGGUACACCCCUCGCACCCAGAGGAUCUUCCCUUACGUGUUGGCGAUGGUGGGGAACGGGACGAUCAGCUAUGACCAUGAGCGAGACGGCAGGCCCACAGAGAUAGGAGGCUGCAAUGCUAUGGUGCGCAACCUGAAGCACGACACCUUCCUCUUCAUCAGAUACGUCCGUCGCAGACUAACGGUUAUGAUUGAUAUCGAUGGUCAGCAUGAAUGGAGGGACUGCCUGGACAUACCAGGUGUGCGGCUGCCUCUGGGCUACUACUUCGGUGCAUCUGCCAUCACUGGAGACCUUUCAGACAACCACGACCUCAUCUCUAUGAAGCUGUACCAGCUGACAGUGCUGCGAAGUAAACAGGAGGAAGAGGAUGAAGAAGAGGUCACAAUUCCAAGUGUAGACAAUAUGGAGCUACACAGGAACUACUAUGAAGGGGAAGGGAUGAGCGGCAUUGCCAUCUUCUUCACCGUCCUCUUCUCCAUGCUUGGCCUUUUUCUCCUCAUCGUUGUAGGGCUUGUGGUCUACAGCCACUGGAAUGAGAGCAGACGCAAGCGCUUCUACUGAGCACAAAGCAACUCUUCACAACUACUGCAACUACUGAAGGCCUGAGAUUUUGAGACAGUGACUUAGACCUUGCGGUUUGGACUGGUGGACUCAACAGCACCCCACAGGCUCAUUCAGUGCCCUCUGAGCCAAUGACUUGUAACAGUAUAAGAAAGUCACUACAAGAAGGAACCACAAGGACAUCAUAGAGAUACAACUAUGAAGAACUUUUAAACACUAAAAGCAAAGAAAACAUGGUAAUAGGAUGUUUUGGGUUACAUUCUGCCUGUCUGAACCCAAACAAACGGGGCAUUUAAAGUCUUGAGAGUAUUUGAACUAUGAAAUAAUUGAUUUACAGUUUCUCUUGUAAAUUAUAAUUCAUUAUUUCUACUCUGACUUGCAAAUCUAGCUGCGAUGAUCAAGUAUGGACCACUGCCUUUGAUAAGCCUACCAAAAGUGUCUUCCUCCUACCAGUCUGUAAAGCCGUCCCAGCAUCAGAAGCCACAUUUGAUGGUACUUAAUUGCAUGAAAUGUUCAUGCAACACCUCUGGUUUUUAUCAUUUUCAAGAGGCAGUAGGUCUGAAAACUGACUAUAGAACUAAAGCUAUAAUAUUAUAUUUAUUAUUUUGACCUCAUUGCUCAUAAGAAGUAAUUAUUACCUUUGUGUUUUAAAUCAAGCAUUAAAAGCCAUUCAUAGUUUUAUUAGAUUGCUGAUAUUGUCAGACUGCAGACAUGCAUGAAACACUAAAAUCUAGUUGGUGUAAUGAACUGAAUCUGUUUUUUUUAAUCAGAGUGAGGCAUUAGCAUUGCAGUUCUUAUUUGUCACAUUCUGCAUGUUUGAAAUAAUUUCACUGGCAAGAGAGGGCGCUGUAGUCAAAGUUAUCGCUGUCUGGUAAAAGGUAUCAUUACUCCAAGUCCAACCUGCCCUUAACUGCUGUGUUUUUCUCUCUUCACUGAGAAACUGCCAAGCAGGGACACUAUUCACAAAGCUUUAAAGUAGGAGUGCUGACCUAGGAUCAGAUUCCUCUGACAGGAACAGAUCCUAGAUUAGCAUUCCUACUGUGAAGCUUUGUGAAUACAGGUCCAGAAAUCCAGAUACAGUAUCGUGCAAAAGUCUGACCAAGAGUCAGAGCAAAAGAGACUAUUCUUUUCUUUCAUUUCUUGUCAAAACAGACAAAAAGUACAGUUUUUUUUUUAAUUCUGAGGAGAGUAGAUAAUCCACUUGCAUAAGGAAGGGGAAAGUAAAAGAAAAAUAAGUGAAAAAUGAGGAGUUAAAAUGUGUAGAGAAAAUGGGACUCCUAGCAACCAUGCACAACCUGGUAGAGCCCCACAACCAUUACAGUUGGAUAAACAGUACUUAAAGCUUUCAUCUUUGAAAGAGCAGAGAAAAUCAAGCUCCACAACUGUUUCUAUCUUUCCACUGUGAUGAGACAACAACACUAUGGGUCUGAAAGGAUGUGCAGCUGUCAAGAUGUUAAAGAGAAAAGGGAAUAGAUCAGAAAAGAAGAAAAUUUGCAAAUCAAACAAAAAAGCUGCUGGUUUUCCCAGAUCCAUAAACUAAAUACCCCUGAGCUCAGACCUCAACAUCAUUAUUAGAAGUGUUUGAGGUUACUUGGAUGGUGACAAUACAACCAGCCUCUAAGACUUAACGUCGGAGGUGUGGAAAAAUAUCCCUAUAUAUUUCUUUGAAAAAUUAAAAGCAAGUCUCCGGAAAAAAUGGAAGCUCUAUUAAAGGCAAAGCACGGACAGUUAAUACUGAAAUAUUUCAUAUUAUAUUUAUUUGCUGAGGCUUCUAUGUAAUUUUCUGCCUUUUCUGGCACUGAAAAAUUACUUGUACUUCAUAGCCAUCUGAACUGGAAAUGAAUUAAAAGAGUGGUGAUCUCUA
Messenger RNA from Colossoma macropomum (tambaqui), 2952 nucleotides. It is a transcript of the gene lman2la, whose product is annotated as lectin, mannose-binding 2-like a. The record is from RefSeq and is a predicted model, not a curated record. Gene Ontology annotation, cellular component: endoplasmic reticulum membrane; Golgi membrane; COPII-coated ER to Golgi transport vesicle. Lineage: Eukaryota; Metazoa; Chordata; Actinopteri; Characiformes; Serrasalmidae. Gene Ontology annotation, biological process: endoplasmic reticulum organization; endoplasmic reticulum to Golgi vesicle-mediated transport; Golgi organization. Gene Ontology annotation, molecular function: D-mannose binding. The coding region runs from base 69 to 1088 and encodes 339 amino acids. The transcript is spliced from 9 exons.